Molecule: messenger RNA, 930 nt
Organism: Penicillium daleae
Lineage: Eukaryota; Fungi; Ascomycota; Eurotiomycetes; Eurotiales; Aspergillaceae
Exons: 4
Coding region: 1-930 (309 amino acids)
Cellular component (GO): membrane
Molecular function (GO): signaling receptor activity
Source: RefSeq, a predicted model, not a curated record
AUGUCAGCAGCAGAACUCACAAAGCGGCAAGUGCCGAAAGUCAAAAUGAGCACUACGAACGACCUCGCAAACCAGCCAAAGGCCAAGGUGCGAACCAUAACAUGGCAGGAGAUUUGCGAAUGGCAGUUUGACAACAAGUAUAUACUUAGUGGUUAUCGACCAGCAAUAGCAGACUAUCUGGAGAUCUUUAAUAGCCUGACCUUUUUGCACAACGAGGCUUGCAAUGUGUACACUCAUCUGAUCGGGGCAUUACUCCUACCAAUCGUCGCAAUUACCUCCUUACGGUACCUAGCAGAGCCUCAAUUUCACAAUCUCUCGUCUAUGGACUACGCUAUAUUUGGAAUCUACUUCUGGUGUGCGGAGAUCUGCUUGGUCCUUAGCGCACUAUACCACCUGAUCCAACCCUACUCGCAUCAAGUAGAACAGUUCUGGCAUGGAAUGGAUCUCCUUGGUAUUGUUAUGGUAACAAUGGGCACAUUCUGUUCCGGUAUCUACUAUUUAUUCUUCUGUGAAGCGAGCUUACAAAAAUUACACUGGGCUAUUGUCUUAACCACGGGUACUGUCACCGGUGUUCUGAUUUCGAAUCCCUUGUUCAGAACUCCACGCGGGCGGAAAGUGAAGGUUGGCGCCUUCGUUAUCUUUGGCGCUUCAUCGUUUAUACCCCUGCUCCAUGGAGUUAAACGAUAUGGGCUUGAAUAUAUGCUCGAAUAUUCUGAAGUAAAAUUGUAUCUGCUCGAACUUACUUUCUAUAGCAUUGGAGUCAGUCUAUACUCUUUCCGAAUUCCGGAGCGUUUGGCACCCUCGCACCAGAUCUUUCAUGUCGCUAUUUUAUGCGCAAUGUACACAUACCAGACUGCUCUGCUGCAAGGUUUCACAAGAUGUCAUACAUUGGAUGUGUGUCAGCUUCAGGGUGUCUCUUGGCCAAAAUGA